Drosophila erecta is the source of this 5074-nucleotide messenger RNA. RefSeq names its product zinc finger protein 423 homolog (gene L). Gene Ontology annotation, cellular component: nucleus. Gene Ontology annotation, biological process: regulation of transcription by RNA polymerase II. The record is from RefSeq and is a predicted model, not a curated record. The coding region runs from base 243 to 4364 and encodes 1373 amino acids. The transcript has 6 exons. Gene Ontology annotation, molecular function: transcription coregulator activity. NCBI's taxonomy places the organism in Eukaryota, Metazoa, Arthropoda, Insecta, Diptera, Drosophilidae.
GCAUUCAGUCAGUUGCCGACGCUCAAGGCACAAGGACAUUCGCUGCGCUUGCCAGGACUCGCUGGCUGAGAUAGUAAAACCAAAACAAAUCGCUUUGGCGCGAAACGGUAGCCGCAAGGCGAAGGCAGCCCCCACAAGCCAAAUCAAAUCAUAUCGAAUUAUAUCGAAUCAUAUCGAAUCAAACUAAAGCAGAAACGGAAACGGAAACAGUGAUUUAAACAGUGAUUAUAGCCAACGUGGCCAUGUCCCGACGCAAACAGGCCAAGCCGCGCGCCUGUCUCAAACUUGGCGAGAAGGAGGAUGAGGAGAACACCGGACUGCUGGAGCCCAAGGAGGAGCUGCUCAGUGGCGACGAGGACAACGAGGAUAAUGAGGACGAGGACGAGGAGCUGCCCGAUGAGGUGGAGGCGCCCGAGGGAAGAGGGGGUGCCGAGCGGCCCCAGCUCGAGCCCAAUGAAUCACAGCAACAAAGCUGGCCAACAGCUGAUGAGCCAGCGGUCCCAGCUGCAGUGGCAAAAGAAGAAGGAGCAGAGGAGGAGCAGGAGGAGAGAUCAGAAGAACUACAACACCCACGGGAUGAGGUAGUUGCAUCUGAUGCUGCUGCCAAUGCCAACGGACACUGCAAGUCCUCUGGCCACGAAGAAGAUGCGGUGGAUGCGGAUGAGCCGGAGGAUCUAGAACUGGACGACGAGCUACUCAGUCUCAGCGGAGACGAGGACUACGACGAUGAGGAGUUGCAGAGCCUGGACAGCUUUUACUCAGAUAUGUACAGUACCCACACAUCGUCCAGUUAUUCGCCUAGCAUUUCGGACGGCACCAUGACGCCCAAUUCACACCACUUGCCCGGAGCUCCAAUCGCCGCCGGUCAGGAGGAUCAUCCAACGGAGGGCAAGAUCAAUGGAGGUGCUGAUGGCGAGGAUCUGCCGAAGCCGAAACGUUUGCCACACUUCCAUCACCACCACCACCAUCAUUACCACCAUCAACAGGCGCUGAAAAUAGCCAACAAGCUGCGCAAAAUCAAUAAGGAAGCCAAAAUGGGAGCCACCGCAGGUGCGGGAUCCACUGGAGGAGCAUCCAAGUUUGAUAAGUUGACAGGAGAGGGGAUUAAAAGUCGCGGCGACGGCUCCUACCAGUGCCAGUUCUGCGAAAAGACAUUUCCGCGUCUCGGCUACUUGAAGCAUCACGUGCAGAGCCACGCCGAACACCUGCCCUUUAAAUGCGAAUACUGCUCCAAGCUCUUCAAGCACAAGCGUUCCCGAGAUCGCCACAAGAAACUGCACACCAACGAGCGGAACUACAAGUGUCCGCAUUGCGAGGCAGCCUUUUCCAGGAGUGACCACUUGAAGAUCCACAUGAAGACCCAUGACAUUCAGAAGCCCUUCCAGUGCAGCAUGUGCAACAGGGGCUACAAUACAGCUGCGGCACUAACCUCCCACAUGCAGAAGCACAAGAAGAAUGCUGCCAUCCUGGCCGCCGGUGGCAAUCCGAAUGCCCUCAACUACAGUCCAAGGUCCACGGGAUCUGCCUCGGCAUCGGUGUCCAGCAAUGGUAGUCUGCAGAAGAGGAGGUAUGCCUUGGCUCUGGCAUCAGACAGCAGUCCCAGUAGACUGGACUUCCCCAAGAGGUCGCGGAGUAAUCAUGUGGGAGGCACUACCACCACCGCCACACCCACUCCUCUGCUCAGAUGCAGCUACUGCCCCAAGGUCACGGAGUUCAGCAGCCUGGAGCAACUCAAUGCCCAUCUGCAGAGUGUCCACGAACAACCGCAGCAGGCUGUGAAGACGCCGGUGCAGGAGGGCGAAGGCUUCCAGCUGAGCUGUGAGUACUGCACCAUGAAGUUUGGCAAUAUCGCCGGACUUUUUCAGCACAUGCGGGGCACUCACAUGGACCGAUUGAGUAGUCCAAACUCCUACUACGAGCACUUCAAUCGCCUGGCCACCGCUGGCACUUUCAGUCCCCGCCUGGCCCUGGACUUGCCCAAAAUUAAGCCGGACUUGGGCAGUCCGGAGCGGGAGUCGCGACCCGCAGAGGACGAUCUGCCCACAGACUUGAGCAGCAACAAGCGGCGACCAUUGACACCCAAUCCCCAAGCCCAAGCCCAGGCUCCACUGGCUCCACCCACUGCCCCACCGGGCGUAUUCUUCUGCAAUCAGUGCAACGCUGGACUGCCGGACUUCGAGAGCUUUAGGAACCAUCUGAAGAGUCACAUUGCCGAGGGCAUGCAGCUGGUUUGUCCGCACUGCGGACUGAGUUUGCCGGAGCAAUCGGAGUUCGAGCGCCAUGUGGUGGGACACUUUCUCAUCACGGGCUCAGAGUUCAACUGCAGCUCGAGCUGCGGCAAGAGUUUCGCCAAAUCGGAGGAUCUGCAGCAACAUUUGCUGUCGGAGCACGUCCUAACGCUGCUGAAGUGCUCGUUGUGCUCGGAGCUCUGUGAAAGCCGCAUGGCCAUGCAGCUGCAUCUGGCCUGUGCCCACAGCCAGGAAACCAAGCUGCUCCGCUGCAGCGCCUGUCUGGAGCUCUUUCGCUCCGACGCCGAGUUCCAUGUGCAUGUGAAGACGCGUCACCAGUUGGGCGGCCAUCCCACGUUGGGCGCCACUUCCAAUGCACCCACUAAUCCGCUGCAGUGCAUGUUCUGCCGCGCAGUUUGCUCUUCCGAGCUGGAAAUGCACUUCCACUUGGCCGCACAUGCACGUCAGUUCAGAUGUCCUUCCUGCCCGGAGACCUUCCACGUGGAGUUUCUGCUGGAUCGCCACAUGCAGAGUCAGCAUGGUGGCGUCAAGGAGAAGGAGGCCAACUCGCCCAACAUGGGCAGUCUGUAUGUGAAUGCCUUGCUGCCUCCUUUGGCGGCAGCGGCGGCGGCAGCAGCGGCCACAAACAACAACAGCAGCAUCAUCGACUACAAUGUGGCAUUUAAGGGUUUGUUCGGAGGAGCUGCCGGCGCAGCCGGAUCAGGAGGCGGAGGCGGAGGAGGAGCACAAGCUGGUGGUGCACCGCCUUCGGCCAACAAAUUCUACAGCCCCCUUCAGGUGGACACCAAUGCACUGAAGGCCCAGACCUCGCCACAUCCGGCUUUGAUGUACGGCCUCAGUCAGCGGUAUCUGAUGGAGAUGUAUGCCGCCAAGUCCACAUCGCCCUCGGGGAAUGAGGGAGUUGUUAACUCGCAGCCACCGGCUCCUCAAGCAACCGCACCACCACCACCAAAUGCCAGCACUGCCACUUUCAGUUGCGGAAUGUGCGAGCGGCAGGACUUGCGCAGCGAGGCGGAACUGCACUCCCAUCGCAAAUUGGCCCACAAUCUGAAGACGGGCGUCAGCUUGAGAUGUGCCUACUGUGCCGGCAACUUUAAGUCUCGCGCCGAACUGGAGCAGCACAUGAAGAGCUGUCACAAUUCGACGGGCAAGCACAAGUGCUUGAUAUGCGAUGAGGUGUUUCCCUCGCCAGCCAUCCUGGCCGAGCACAAGCUGCAGCACUCCAAGGUGGGGCAGUCCGGAAAGUGCUCGCACUGCGGACAACCCCUGGAGGAUGUGGCCGCCUUUAGGGCGCAUCUAUCGGAGCAUGGAAGCGAUGGUGGCUCCCUGCCACUAGCCUGCAUUUGCUGCCGCCAGACGCUGCAUUCGGAAUUCGAGCUAAGUCUGCAUGCCAAAUUCCACACAAAGUCCGCCUCGAGUGGCGGCAGUCUGCAGGAGCCAGUGUGUGCUCUGUGCUUGGAGCCCCUACCAGACGCCACCGAGGGUCCGGCCAAACUCUGUGACAAGUGCUGUCGUAAGCAUAAUCUAAAUGGAAAACGUGGCAAGCACUCAGAGCCUUCGGCAUCUCUGCCAGCUCCGCCGUCGGCGUUCGUGGAGAACCGCUGCAAUCUGUGCAAGAUGAUCCUGCCACAUGCCCAGAAGCUGCAGGAACACCUGGUGGAGCACACCUUUGCCGGCACCGAGCAGCGUGGCUUCAACUGCUACAUCUGCUCGGCCGUCUUCACCGCACCCGGCGGACUGCUCAACCACAUGGGCGAACACGGAGCCCAUUCUCGACCCUACGACUGUAGUCUGUGCCCGGAGAAAUUCUACUUCCGAGCCGAGUUGGAGCACCACCAAAGGGGGCACGAGCUGAGACCACAGGCACGCCCGCCAGCAUCGAAAGUGGAGAUGCCCUCCAUUCGGAACAGUUCACCCGGCCAGAGUCCGGUGAGAAGUCCCACCAUUGUCAAACAAGAGCUAUACGAAACGGAUACAGUCGAGUCCGCCGCCGUGGAAGAUGAACCGGGGAAUCCUCCAGAUGACGAGGAGUACAUUGAAGUAGAACAAAUGCCGCAUGAGACACGUCCAAGUGAGAUUGGGUCGCAAUUGGAAAGGUCCACCAGCAGCGCCUGAAAUAUUAUAUUAUUGAUGGGACAAAAAUCUCUUAAGAUGUAAACAAGUAAUUCAGCACAGUCUUAAGGAUGGAAAGACUUUCUUAGUAGGCUGCCUAGUAAAUGUAUACUUUUUCCAAACUUGCUUUUCCCAGAAAUUUGUCCCAGAAACUUCGAAGUUUUAGCGUAUUUAUUUUUAUACAAAUUUUGGGCAUCUCCAAAACAUGUGUUUCGGCCCCUUAAACCAAUAGGUCUUGCCACUUAUAGCGUUGUAACGUAAAGCAAUUAAAACAGUUUAGCAUUAAUCAUAUACAUACGAUAAUUACAUACACGAUAAACCCAACUUUGCAUACUCCAUAAGUUAAGUAACCGUCAAAGCAUAAUCAAUAUUACACAUACGCCUAGUGUACUCGUAGAAACUCUUGACAAAAAGAAAGCAUUUGUGUGUGAUAGUUUUUCAAAGAUUCGACUCCGCUGUUUAUCCUCAAUUAUGAUUUACCUACUUUAGAUAUGUACGUUAUAGGGCAUUGCCUUUGAUUCAGUAUUUAUAUUGUAUUACACGAUUCAACAAUAACUAACCAUGUAACUAUAAAUGAUUAUACAACUACAUAUGAGUGUACGUCUUACAUAAGCACCAAAACAUUUUUAAUGUGUAGCGUAUAAAAAGCGAAAAACAAAAGGAAGACAACUGAAAAAUAUUUAGUAAAUAAAACAAACACAAGUUGAAGCCAA